Molecule: messenger RNA, 584 nt
Organism: Laetiporus sulphureus 93-53
Lineage: Eukaryota; Fungi; Basidiomycota; Agaricomycetes; Polyporales; Laetiporaceae
Exons: 4
Coding region: 186-485 (99 amino acids)
Source: RefSeq, a predicted model, not a curated record
GCGGUCAACGUCACGGACAGGCACACAAUGUACACAUACAACCGCGUCCACGCUGAAGACCUUUGAACCGCGACCCGCACCUCCGAGAGGAAAGAGAGGAAGUAUGUGCGACCUGGUAGAAUGAACAACGAGCCACGCAGGAACGCAACACGCCGGUGCAGCGCAGUCGAGAACGACCGUAAUCGAUGCACGAGGUAGCGGUACACAAUGCUAACGAGCAACGAAGCGAACAACACCAACGUGUCCGCAGGCAAUAUGGAGACCGCUCCAAUGCGCAAACUCCAGGUAAAAACCGCACAGGUCUCACCGAGGAACUGACAGACAAUGUUCACGAACGACCGAGCGUGCGAGAAAGCAAGCGACGCCAACCAACAGACGAAGACAGGGGUGAGAGGACGUCCCAGAUCAGCAAGAGGCAGAAGAAGACGGUGCAGGUGAUCGUGCAGUAUGUAAGCGACGCUGCGCCAUUAUGGAUAGCCAAAUAACAUUCUGUUAUUCGGAAUGUGAGUGGUGUUGCCAUCUCUCUUUGCGUGACUUCCAUCUGUUCAGGAGGAGGUCGAGCCACUUGCACAGAAGAUGAGCCU